AUGAUAAAGUGCUCGAGAAAGCGUGCGAUAUUGAUUGCGGGGUCGUGGAUACGUUCGGACAGGACACUGCACGCCACGCUACCAUGUUUUGCCGCAGUGGAGUGCGCGAGCAAGACAGAUGUACAACAAAGCCACGAGUCGAUACGGGAUACAAACGGCAGACCACGUGGUUGCAAAAUCAAAGCUUUGCGAGCGAAGACCAACACGUACAUAAAGACACCAGUGCGCGGUGAGGAGCCCGUGUUCGUGGUGACGGGCCGCAAGGAAGAUGUCGCACGCGCCAAGCGCGAGAUCCUCUCCGCCGCUGAGCACUUCUCUCAAAUCCGCGCGUCCAGGAAGUGCGGCGCCGCACCCCCGCCGCCGGCCGGCGCACCCGGCCACGUGACCGCGCAAGUGCGCGUGCCCUACCGCGUCGUAGGGCUCGUGGUCGGCCCCAAGGGUGCUACCAUCAAACGUAUUCAGCACACGACGCACACCUACAUAGUGACGCCGUCACGCGAGCGCGAGCCCGUGUUCGAGGUGACGGGGCUGCCCGAGAGCGUGGAGGCUGCGCGCAAGGAGAUCGAGGCGCAUAUCGCUCUGCGCACGGGCGCGGCGAGUGGCGCCACCGGCGCGGGCGCGGUGGCCGGCGCCGAGGGGGAGCCCCUGGCGCAGCUGUACCGCGCCGGGCUAGCCUCGCUGCUGCGCCCCGAACAGGAGGCCGCCUUCUCAUCAGCCGGCUCAUGCUCCUCGGGCGGCUCGUCGGGCCGCCUCGGCGAUCUGCUGGGCAUCUGGUCGUCGACGGAGCGCGACGAGGGUCUGGGGGAGUCCCCGUCGUUCGAGUCGCCGGGCGCCGGCGGGGUAUGGGCGUGGGGUCCGCCGCGGCCGUCGCCGGCCGCAUCACCCGCACGCACGUGCGCCGUGUGCGCCGAGCGCGGCGUGGCGGCGGCGCUGGUGCCGUGCGGCCACAACCUGUUCUGCCUGGAGUGCGCGCAGCGGCUGGCGGCGACGGCGGCGCCCUGCCCCGCGUGCGCGGCGCCCGCGCAUCAAGCCAUCCGCAUUCUCUCG
Brenthis ino (lesser marbled fritillary) is the source of this 1047-nucleotide messenger RNA. NCBI's taxonomy places the organism in Eukaryota, Metazoa, Arthropoda, Insecta, Lepidoptera, Nymphalidae. The record is from the annotation of a GenBank genome assembly.